AUGCCGAGGCGAAACACUGCUCACUUUCUCCUCGUUCUGUCCCUCGUUCUCCUUCUUUCACUUCCACUCUUGCCUCCUAUGUCCUCCUCCUCCUCCUCCUCCUCCUCCUCCCCCUCCUCCUCCUCAUUCUCCUUCUCCUCUUCCCCUUCCCAUCAUCCUGUCCUCCACUUUCGUCUCCCCUCCCUCCAUAUACUAAGUCAACAUCAGCGAAAAGUGGUUUCCAAUGUCGCAGAACUCAUCGUCCUUCCCUGGAAGUCAAAAGCACAUACAAGUCUCCGAUCAGGGGGAUUUAAUUUUAAUAGACUAAGAUGCCAUUAAAUUUGACAGAAUAAGGCGCUGAUUCCAAAGGACAUAAGAGUGAACAAAACUGCCAGACAACAGAGAAUACUGUAGGAGAGCCAUGAGAGGAUAAGUAGAAAGUGUUUGUGGAACGCUUUCUUGCUUGUUUGCCAAGCGAUAACUGUCGACCAAAGCGAUCAGUCGAGUUAGUCAAAAGUAAAAAUAACGAAAUCCUAGUGUCUGUAAAAUGCCUGUUUAAGGAGAGAAAUACGUCAAGUACGGUUGUUAAGGGGAAGAACAAAAUCUGACUGCUAAGAGUAAAACGAUGACACGAAAGUUCUUCACUAGGUAGAGGGCAGAUGAAAAGCUAUCUGUAUAACGCCCUCUGUUUGCCAACUGACAGCGACCGAUAAGCCAUAAAUUCGCGGACCGAAAAAUCCUGCCAACAGAGUUUCGUAUGCGCUUAUGUCACAAGGGAUCCCAGUAUCAGAGAGAGAGGAAUGCGCUUUAUUUUUAAAUCAUAUGUUCACAAUUUUCAGCAAAACGUUGGCUCCAUUCACUAUGGGCAGUAAAUAAGUUAAUAGAUUAUUCAAGAGUCAAAGUUUAACACAAAUAAACGAUUGUUAUGGGGAUAGUUCAAGUCUUAGCUUCUGUAUUUCUGUCUCUUCGCACGUAAGAUAGCGCGCUAGGAAUGGCAAUACAGAAGCUCGAUAAGCCGAUGUGCGACAGCAUAUUAGACGGAAGUUGCAGCGCAUCGGGCGGGAAGACUUGGCAGACAUAAGAUCGGAAUGUAGGGGAUGGGCAACGUCAUCUAGAAUUCGACCAGCAAAUUGCUUGACCGCAUUGAAGUGUCGUUGUAAGAUUGUGUCAACUAAAAAAAUAUAAGAAACGCCAGCAGCAGAUGAGAGCAUGCGGAGGAUUCGUUUCAAAAUUAAAAGAUCCUUUUUUAACAAAGCAGGAAAAAUGACAGGGGAGCAGUAUAGGAUAAGAGGAAGAAUGCAGGCAUCAAUGAAUCGCCAGACUAAGGGUUGAGGUGUGUGGUAGGAACGUAAACGACGUAUGUAGUAAAGAAGUUUACGAACUUUAAUAAAUAGGACUCAAUAUGGAGGGAAAAUGAAAGAUUUGAGGACAACGUAACGCCAAAGCAAAUUGUAAGGGGUCGGAAAAACUGGGAGAAAAAGGCUUUAUGAUAUCUAGGGCAACUCUUUCAGCAAGCUUUAGUAUCGCAGAGGAGCAGGCAAUUGGGCGAAAAGAUUUAGGACCAAAGUUAGCAGGCUUUUUAGGGAUGGGAGUGAUUCUCACUGUAUGCCAGGCGUCGGGAAUCUUAGACGCCAUGAAAGACAUAUUGAUUAGGUGCGUUAAAAUAGGGGCUAUCUGAGAACUGCAAGAUUUAAGACGAAAAUGUGAGACAGCUGUUGAUCCACGGACCUUUUUAAGGUGUUUCUCUACUGUUGCCAAAGACACGGGUUGGAAUGUACUCGGUGAUAGGGGAAUGUCUUCUAAGGGAAGAUGGGAGGCAUUGUGACUAAAUAUAAAAUGUUUAUUUAGGGAGUCUAAAUCUGCAUCCACAUGCACCAACGUGUUGCGAUGGCCAGUGAGACGCUUAAGAUUUUUCCAAAUCUCAGCUGAGGAAGGGGGAAAGGGGGGGAGUAAGAAGAGGAAAAACGUUGGCUGACAAACAGGCUAUUUAGCCUGUCAAUCUCUGUUUUUAUUAAGACGGUAACGUCCUUAAGGUUAUCACGUAAGCCUAGCUUGUAAAGGAGUUCUUUUUUACGUCCUAACGAUUUCAGACAGGGGGAAGAAAUUCUAUCCGGUCGUACCAUAACAGUAUCAAAAGGGCAGCAAAUAUCGAAAAUUUCAUUUAAAAACGCUGUCAGGUUGGCAGAACAGGAUUCAACAUUAGAAUGUUCAAGGAAAGUGGUGAUAGUAAGAGAAAUGCAAGUCUGAUGCAUGAGAAUGUUUUGGGCGGACGUGUUGCGAACCUUAACCUUUCUCUCAGGCUUGGCUAGCAGUGCACGUUUUGAAGUGGAAUAGAUUUUUGGAAGGCACAAUAAAGUGGGAUGGUCAGAACCUAACAAUGGAGCCCUGUUUUUUACGCAAAAAAAGCUUGCUGUGGUUAGUCAGAAUAUGAUCAAGAGGGGCAUCUGCGCGAGUAUUAAAGGAGACAAGAUCAUCAAAGCCUAAAAGUGUAAGGGGACGUAAAUUCACGCGAUUAAAAUUACCGCAUAAGAGAGUAAGAUAAUCACAGGAUAAUAUAGCAAGUUUUUGUGAUAGAAAGUCGAAAAAACGGGUUAUUGCGCCUUCACAGGAAGAGGGGGGAAUGUAAAUACUGACAAAUAUGAUGCCUUUAAAAUUACUUAACAAACGGGGCUUACAUAAAACAGCGAUUGCAUCUAGUAAAUCAUCAGAGUAAGAAAAAAGGGACUUACAGUCUCUACACCAAUUUUGAUUAACGAAAAUUGCAACCCCUCCAACUCUGCCACAAGAUAAAGAUUUUCUAUCUGUUCGAAAGCAGUAGAAGGAUGGGGGAGUAAUAAGUUGCGAAUCAAUGUCACUAUUAAGCCACGUCUCUUGAAGGCAAACAACUUCAGUUUUGCUGUGUUCUUUUUUCGACAAAAGUAGCUCCAAAUCAUGGGUUUUGUUGAAAAUAGAACGACAGUUUGUCGACAAGAAGGCAGAAAUUGACAAUUUGUGAUUCGGCUGACGUUUGAAUGCGAAUUGCCAGCCACAACGGUGUUUUCUCCGAUGCAUAAGCCGUUGUUGACGAAUAUUUGAUAGAUUCAACACAGAACGAUCACAAAUACGACAUAUUGGUCGUAAAGUUCAACAGUUUGCAUCAUGGUCGUUCGUAAGUGAAAUUGCCAAUUUAAUUCCGUUCAAAAGGGUGGUAGCGUACUGUAGAGACGACCUCAUAAUCUGAGCUCAGACAAGCAAAGGAUGCAAAACAGUUCAAUAUAUCGAAGAGAAAAGGCACAAUAAUGUACAAUUAGUAAAAAUCCACACAUGAAUGGAGAGCUACAAAAAUGGCGGCUCAAAUUCAAAAGCCCGCCCAAGGCGACACAUAUCAAUAACACACGUUGGUGUACAAGGCAUCAUCCAAUCUUGCCAUAUCUCUCGCGCUAUUUGGACGAAGCCUAGCAACCCUCAUCAGUAGGUUCACCUGAGUUCCCCACCUGCUCUUUGUCAUAUGCUUCCGCUUUUAAUGACAGGCAGCAAAAUUUGCAGAAAGUUGGACCACUGAAGUGGGGUUUUUUGGCAGUCUGUUCCACAAGCUAUUGCAGACAGUAGUUUCCAUAGUACAUCUUAAUAUCAGGUGGGGAAUUAUGGUAAAAUCGAUUAUAGAAUAUUACUGCUCUUAAUAAACACUGCAUUUUCUCAGAACUGAGGGCGAUAACGCAGUGCAAUCGUUUGACAAACACCCCGCUUUUUGGCCUUUAGACUGACAUCGAUAUUUGACUCUGGGCCCAUCAGUAUCCACAUUUUGUCAAACGGCAUUCAGCAGUACAUAUAUAUAUGGGUACGUUUUUCCAGAAUGAAGUUUUCCAAAACUAAGGGUGUUCAAAGGUUGUGUUGGACAGAACAGACUAUAAUCAGAAAGCCAAAAGCUUGUUGGAGGAUCGCCAGCCCUAUGUCUCAUGCGAAUCCAACCCCAUAAAAAUGCUGGCACUCGAGAUUAACGCGACCCCCUUUGGCAAUGGAGAACUCAGGUGCAAUAUCGCCAAUCAGCCGACGCAUGGCGAUAGCACAAGAAACGGCCCUAGCCCGAUUCUACGGUCUCCCUAAAGUACACAAAGAGGACGCUCCUCUCCGGCCUAGCUUAUCACUAAAGGGCACUCCAACCUACGGACUGGCAAAGUGGCGCUUCCGAAGUCUCAAGUUUCUGACCUCCGAUUCGAACACCACAGUCAGCUCGUCAGCGCAAUUCUUGGAGUAACUUAAAGGAGUAAGUCCCCUGCCAAGCGAUGUCAUGGUUUCCUUUGAUGUCACGUCCCUUUUUACUUCUAUCCUACAGGACCUGGUAGUCGAGACCAUCGAGCUACUCCUACGAGAGAAAUACGACAAAUCGGAGAAUCGCCUCGGACACGCCUAAAUCAUUCAGCUCCUGAAGUUCUGCCUCAAAACGUACUAUACGUUCGACGGAACAAUCUAAGAGCAGGUGAAGAGAACGACAAUGGCUCGCCGAAUUGGGGACUCAUAGCCGAGGCGGUUCUGCAACGACUGGAGUCGCCGACGACACAGACCGAAAUUCUGGCCUCGGUAUGUGAAUGACACCUUCGUCGUCAUCGAACGGGAUCAGGUGCUGACGUUCAAAAAACGUCUCAACGCCGUCUUCCCGGACAUUCAAUUUACGAUGGAGGAGGAGGAGAACAAACAGUUGGCCUUCCUGGAUGUCCUCGUCUGCCGCAAAGAUUGUGGUGGCCUAAAAACCAAAGUGUUCAGGAAAGCGACAAAUACGACGCAAAUACUGCAAUUCAAUAGCAAUUAA
Molecule: messenger RNA, 4765 nt
Organism: Spirometra erinaceieuropaei
Lineage: Eukaryota; Metazoa; Platyhelminthes; Cestoda; Diphyllobothriidea; Diphyllobothriidae
Source: the annotation of a GenBank genome assembly